Molecule: messenger RNA, 2697 nt
Organism: Thelazia callipaeda (thelaziosis nematode)
Lineage: Eukaryota; Metazoa; Nematoda; Chromadorea; Rhabditida; Thelaziidae
Source: the annotation of a GenBank genome assembly
AUGUCCAAAUUUUUCAAGGGAGCAGUUUCAAGUUCAGAUUCUUCUGCUUCUGAGAGUAGCGAUGAGGAACCAUAUGUACCCAUCAAAAGACCUCAAGCUGCUUUUGCAUAUCCCUCAGAUAGUGAUGAUGAAGGGCAGAAGCGUGUUGUUAAAGCACAAAAAGAUCGGAAAUUUGAAGAGUUGAAAGAUUUGAUUAAGCAAGCGAAGAAUUCCAAAAAUAUCAAGGAUAUGUCGAAGCUUCUGUCAACAUUCGAAGGUUUAUGCAAGAUAUUUGAAAAAACUAAAGUAGUAUUAGUACGUCAAAAUAUGUCGACACCUCGUUUUUACGUGCGUAUAUUGGUCGAACUGGAAGAUUUUGUGAAUGAACAGUGGGAAGAUAAAGAAGCUCGGAAGGUUAUGUCUAAGGCAAAUUCUAAAGGUCUCACCGCUUUGCGACAGAAGAUUCGUAAAUACAAUAAAGACAUGGAAGAAGAAAUUCGAGCAUACAGGGCGGAACCAGAUCCAGUUGGUUAUUCAAGUGCAGAUGACGAGGAAGAAGAAGACGAACCGGAGGAACCUGAAAAAGAUGAGCAGGAAGUGAAAAGCAAACCUCAAAAAGCUAUUGAAGAUUCAGAUGAAUGGAGCACUGACUCCAGUGCCUCUUCAGAUAGCGAUUCUGAUCUUGAUCUCGAAGGCAAACAGAUGGAAGACUUACGAAAAUUUUUUUUGAAAAAAGAAUUCAAAGAAGGAGUUGAAACUGAAGGUAAAGAAAAACGGCAGGCAGAAAGGGCUCAGAAACAAAAGGAACAAAAAGAACGUGAGGCAAGAGAAAAAACAGAGGAUAAUGAAAACGAUGAGACAUGGGUUGCCGUGCCUACAAAAAAAGAAAAAAUGCGGCAGCUUUUUGAUCCUCAGACUGAAAUUACUCAUGAAGCUGUUGUCAAAAAAUUGCAAGAACUCGUAGCAGCUAGAGGGCGUAAAUCAACGAACCCAAAGACCUAUGUACGCAAUUUACAAGAAUUGUUCAAAAUUUCUGAUGACCAUAAACUUAGUAUUGGUGUUUUGGUGAAGAUUUUGUUCUCAAUCAUCUCCGCACUUUUCGAAUCAAAUACACGCAUCAGUGAUUGUAUGAAUUAUUCGUCUUGGAGCAAAACAUUGGGAGCAACGAAUAGCUUAAUAGAUAUGUUAAAUGAAUAUCCAGAAGUUAUAUUAUCGGUUGCUAUCAGUGAAGAAGAUGAAAAUAUACAGGAUUCAUCUAAACCGUACGCUAUACAUGGCUCAAUUUUAAUGAGUGUUCAUCGUUUAGAUACAGAGUUGACCAAAAUACUACAAAACGCAGAUUGCCAUAGCACAGAUUACAUAGAAAAACUUAAAGGGGAGAAGGAUUUGUGUGCCCUUAUUGAUAAGUUGUUGGAUUAUGUUAAUGCGCGGUUUGGUAAAAAUAUAUUUUUAGAAGAAGAAAUUUGUAAUUUAUAUAUGCUGCGAAUCGAACAUCUUUACUACAAAUACGAAGCAGAAGAUGGUUUAGAAGCAGGUCAAGAGUCAUCACUCGAGGUAAUGGAUCGCCUCUGCAAAGAGGUAUAUGCACGAGAUGAAACCAAACGUCUUAGACAACGUGCAUUGUUAUGUCAAAUUUAUCAUUUAGCAUUACAUGAUAAGUGGCACCAAGCACGAGAUCUAAUGCUCAUGUCACAUCUACAAGCUAUUGUUGAUCAUUCGGAUGUUAGCACGCAGAUUUUGUAUAAUCGAACUAUAUGCCAGCUUGGUUUAAGCGCUUUCCGACACAGUUUUAUUAAAGAAGCUCACCAAGGCCUUUCUGAAAUACAAAACACACAACGUGCCAAAGAACUUUUAGCUCAAGGGAUGGCUAUGAGGCAGCAAGAAAGGACUGAAGAGCAGGAAAAAUUGGAACGUGCUCUUCAAGUUCCCUACCACAUGCACAUCAAUGUAGAACUUAUGGAGUGUGUUUAUUUGAUUUGUUCAAUGUUACUGGAAAUACCACACAUGGCUUCUCAAGAAUAUGAACUAAGGCGACGUCUCUUAUCGCGCUCUUUUCAUUAUCAGCUGAAACAGUCAGAGAAAAGCUCCCUCAUUGGUCCACCUGAAAACACUCGUGAACACGUUGUAGCUGCAUCAAGGGCUAUGUUAAAUGGUGAUUGGAAAAAGUGUCGUGAUUAUAUUGUGAACGAUAAAAUGAAUGCUAAGGUGUGGAAUCUGUUCCGAAAUUCAGAUAAAGUUAAAGGCAUGGUAAUUCGUCGGAUCCAGGAAGAAUCUUUGCGCACCUAUCUAUUGAUGUACUCAACUGUCUACACUACUGUCUCAUUGGAUAUAUUGUCUGAACUUUUCGAACUGGAUAAAAGCACUGUACACGCAGUAAUUAGCAAAAUGAUAAUAUCUGAAGAAUUGAAUGCAAGUUUGGAUGAGCCCACGAAUUGCUUAAUCAUGCAUCGGGUCGAGCCAAGUCGAUUGCAGCUUCUUGCACUGCAUCUCACCGAUAAGCUUACUCAGCUAGCUGACAGCAACGAACAAGUUCUUGAGCCUCGGGCUGGUCGUAGUUACACAGGUCCAGGCGCGUGGUACAGUUUGCGACAAGACCGAACUACUGCGGAGCAACAACAACGACCCAGUCGCAUGGCUUACCAAGAUGCAACUAAUAAGAACCGCUGGAACCCAAAUGUUCAAAAUCGACGCCGAAUGGAGCAACGUAUUAGAUACUAG